AGCACUUCCACACUGGGUAGCUUGUCUCUCUCUCUCUCUCUCUGGUUGGGUUUGUCUUCAGCUUCACAAUGGAACCCGUGAGUGCUGAGUGUCAGCUGCCCCCGGAGGAUGAUUUGUUAGAGAUGAUGAUGGAGCAAAGUUUCACUGAGCCGGAAGAGAAGUCUAAAGACAAAUCAACCAGAAAAAUAAUCCCGAAGACUAAGCUCUGCAGAGGCCUCAACAACAGAUACUGUGUUCUGAAUGUGAAGGAAGUAUAUGCACAAGGAGAGGAGAAACAUCUGACUAUUACAGCAUCUCAGGAGGGUGAUGAUCUAGAGCUCUGCAUUCUAAAGGAUGACUGGGUAGCUCUUCAUAUCAAACCUGGUGAUAUAAUCCACUUGGAGGGUAACUGUGCUUUUGACAACACAUGGACCAUAAGCAGAGACACAGGAUAUCUUAUCUUAUACCCUGACUUGCUCAUAUCUGGUACUAGCAUAGCAAAUGGAAUUAGAUGUUUAAGGAGAUCGGUACUGAGUGAAAAAUUCAAGGUCUGUGAUAAAGGAUCCCGUCAAAUGCUUAUUGGUACAAUGCUUCAUGAUAUCUUUCAAAGAGCAACAACACGUGGGUUUACUGACAGUGUGCUGCAAGAGCUUGCCCAUCACACAGUUCAUGGGCCAAAGUAUCUAAAAGAAAUGUAUCAGUUAAAAUUAAAUCAAACUGAUGUUAUGGGAGAAGUACAAGAAUAUCUUCCAUCCUUCGCUAAGUGGGCAAUUGAUUUCAUGACACAUCCUCUCAAUCAACACCAGAUAAAUGUUACCAGACCAACAGCUGGAGACCCCACAGAGGCAACUAAAGUUUCAGAGUUUCUAGACAUUGAGGAAAAUAUUUGGUCCCCAAGAUUUGGUCUAAAGGGCAAAAUUGAUGUAACUGCUAGGGUAAAAAUACACCAGAAGUCCAAAUCUCAUUUGAAAAUUAUGCCUCUUGAGCUAAAAACUGGCAAAGAGUCAAACUCAAUAGAACACAGGAGUCAGGUUGUUUUGUACACUCUUUUAAGUCAGGAGAGGCGAGAAGAUCCAGAAGCUGGUUUACUUUUAUAUCUAAAGACAGGGAACAUGUACUCUGUACCUGGAAAUCGACUUGAUAGGAGAGAGUUAUUAAAAAUAAGGAAUGAGUUAUCCUAUUACCUGACAAAUGUUGUACAUAAAUCAGACAAUGGAAGUAAAGAAAUCACUCUAGCUUCUCUGCCAGCCUUGAUUGCUGAUAGACAAGCCUGCAAGUUUUGUUCACAGAUGCGGAACUGUGCCCUUUAUAGCAGAUCUGUUGAGCAACAAAUUGAGAAUUGUUACAUUCCUGCUGAAAUGAUUCCAGUUGUUCAGAAGGAAACAGAACAUUUAAAUAAGGAUCAUUUGCAAUACUUUAGGCUGUGGUAUCUCAUGUGCACCUUGGAGGGAAAUUCCAAGGACUCAAAAAUGGGACGCAAAAAUAUAUGGAUGAUGUCAUCUUCUGAAAGAGAAGAAGAUGGCCAGUGCAUUGGGAACCUUAUUAGGACUGGACCUGUACAAACCAUUUCUGAUGGGCAACAUCUACAUUCCUUUCAGCGUAAAUCUGGUACUGUGCCUGCAACAAACUUAAUGUCAGGUGAUAGAGUUGUAGUAAGUGGAGAAGAUAAGUUUCUUGCUCUGUCAAGUGGCUACAUAAAAGAAGUCAAACAUAACAACAUCACUUGCAUUUUGGACAGGAGUCUUGGCAAGCUUCCUGAGGAUUUGUUAUUUAGGCUUGAUCAUGAAGAAGGAGGAGGUGGUUUAGAGUCCCAUCUUGGAAACUUAUCAAGGCUAAUGGAGAACUCACCUGUAAGUGACAAACUGCGGAAACUGAUCAUCGACUUUAGCAAACCAAAUUUUGUUCAACAUUUAAGCUCUGUUCUUCCAUCUGAUGCAAAGGAUAUUGUUGCUAACAUUUUAAAAGGCCUUAACAAACCUCAGAAGCAGGCAAUGAAACGUGUUCUUCUUUCUAAAGACUACACUCUUAUUGUUGGCAUGCCAGGGACUGGGAAAACCACUACAAUAUGUACCCUGGUGAGAAUUUUGUAUGCUUGUGGUUACAGUGUCCUGCUAACCAGUUACACACACUCUGCUGUAGAUAACAUUUUAUUGAAGUUAAAAAAAUUCCAAGUUGGCUUUCUGCGCUUAGGACGAACACAGAAGCUCCACCCAGAUGUUCAGGAAUUCAGCGAAGAAGAAAUCUGCAAAGCCAAGUCAAUAAAAUCUUUAAGUGCUUUGGAAGAACUCUACAAUAGUCAGCCUGUGGUUGCAACAACAUGUAUGGGUGUGAAUCAUCCGAUAUUUACACGAAGGCGGUUUGACUUUUGCAUUGUUGAUGAAGCAUCCCAAAUUAGUCAGCCAAUUUGCCUUGGCCCAUUGUUCUUUGCCGACAGAUUUGUUCUAGUGGGUGACCAUCAACAACUUCCUCCACUAGUGCAAAGUGCAGAAGCAAGAGAACUGGGAAUGAGUGAGAGCCUUUUUAAACGGCUGGAAAGGAAUCAAGAGGCUGUAGUGCAGUUGACUGUGCAAUAUCGAAUGAAUAGUCAGAUUAUGGCACUAAGCAACAAGCUGGUGUAUGAAGGCAGGCUGGAGUGUGCCUCUGAUCGUGUAUCUAACGCUGUGGUUAAGCUACCUCAUAUUAAGACGUUACUUCUGGAGCUGGAGUUCAGAGAGAGCCAGGAAUCAAUGUGGAUUAAAGAUGUAUUGGAGCCAAGUAACCCUGUGUGCUUUCUGAAUACAGAAAAAAUUCCAGCCCUGGAAACUGAAGAGAAGGGUGGAAUAAGCAACUGGAUAGAAGCUAAAUUGGUGUUCUGUUUGACAAAGCUGUUUCUAAAGGCUGGCUGCAGACCCUCAGACAUUGGGAUCAUAGCACCAUAUCGUCAGCAACUUAAAGUUAUCUCUAAUUAUUUCAACUCCUUGUCAGCGAGUGCCGUGGAAGUGAAUACAGUAGAUAAAUAUCAAGGGAGAGACAAAAGUGUCAUCAUUGUGUCUUUCGUUAGAAGCAAUAUUGAUGGAAAACUGGGAGACCUUUUAAAAGACUGGAGAAGGCUAAAUGUGGCGCUGACACGGGCCAAACACAAGCUGAUCAUGUUGGGCUGCGUUCCAACCCUUAGCCGCUUUCUUUGCCUGGAGCAGCUGAUAUGUCAUCUAAAAUCUAAAAAUCUAAUUUAUGAUCUUCCAGCCGGCGCCCAUGAGCAUAUGCCUGUAUGAAGAGGCCUUUUCUGAUGCUGUUAAGAAGCCAUUUGUGCUCUCACAGGUGCCUUGUUAGCACUUGGAACGGAGGAUGUUCUGGGCACACAAUUCUUUUCAUUGAACUCAUGUUGAACAAUUAGGGGAACUUAUGUUGAACAAUGUAGCAAUUGGGGAAAUGAUGGCUUAUUAUACAGAGAUCAUUAUUUAAAUCUACAGUAGUCAAAGGGGGAGAGUAAGGGCAAUGGCACGCAAUGAGAUAUGUUGCUCCAGGAAAGUUUGCCCUACCCGCGGGUAACAGAUCACCUAAAAAUGCCUUACCAUUCUCACCUUCAGAUCUCUGCAUGUAAAGCACAUUACCCAAUCACAAUUUAAUUGCAGAGAAAUGUGGAAGUAAGCAUAUUCCAGCAAUUAACUGGAUUGCCACAUGUAAUCUGUUUUUUAAAUGAAGCAAUCUGAAGGUUAGUGAAUUGCAAGGCAUUUUGUAAGAGAUUUGUUGCCUGGAGUAGCGCAGGUUUUUCCAUGGGUAACAAAUCUCCUUGUGUGCCAUAGCCCUAAGAGUAAUGAGAAAAAUAUCAAUUAGCACUUUGAAGUAAAAGCAGUUUUGUUAUUUCAGUUUCUCGUGUUAAAUGAGUUCUAUUGCCCCUUAAUAAUUUGCAGGUAGAAGAAUUUAUAUAUCAGAAGCUGACUUUGGGAAAGAUUUAACAAACUGUAUGAUUAGAGCUCAUUCACCCACUCUAUUAAUUCCACUGGGAUUUUUUUGAAGCAUAUUUAUCAGUGGGUGAAAGUUAGAGUUCACCAUUUUAUAAAUACUCUUUUAAAAACCGAUUAGAAAUGAAUAGAGAGUGGGCACAUUUUUCUGUGGUGAGCUCUAAUCUCACAUUUUGGUAAAUCUGCCCCUUAAAGUAGGCUGUGCCUCAGUCCUAAAUUUUUUUAGUUUUUUUCUGUAAUUGAUUUGCAUUUACUGUUUAACAAAUUAAGGCUUUGCUUUCAGACACAAACCAUUUAACCGUAGUUUGUUAUAUUGCUAGCAUUGCUAAACCAGUCUAAAUAAGCUUUAAUAUAGCAGCUCCAUAUCUGUAUAAACACUAGAUGGUGCUGUUUUGUUAGCUGUUUAGGCUAAUGGCACAUGAAGCAGUUUCGGGAAUUUUUACCCACCACCCAAAACACAAGAAAUCCAAAUUACCAUGGUGAUGGCAGGUGAUCAACCUAAAAGAUGCAAUUCAUGAGUACAUGGGGCACAUUCUCAUAAUGACCAUGUAGAAUAAAUGUAACUGUUUUACUUUCUUUGAAGAGAGCCCCUGUUAGAGUGGCUGUUUAUUGUCAUUUGUUUCCUUAGACUGGAACUGAAUUGAAUAGUAACAGUACAACUACAACUCUAUUUUUACAUUUCUAACCUAUCCGUACCCCCCUUUGGUUACAUAUGUAUCACUUGCUAUCUAACUGAUAGUGUUUAUAUGCCAUGUUUUGAGCAUGUGAGAAGUUUCAGCUGAGGCAAGCAUCUGGUGCCUAUUAUUAUAUGCAGAGAUAAAAGCCCUAGUACCCAUAAUAUUGAGUUUAUUACUUAUACAGGGUGGAACGGACCAACAAACUGUGAAUAGGUUACAUUCUCCUCUUAUUUUUGUAUAUACACUUGAAAUUAGACUAGUUACAUUGUCUAUAUGAGAAUGUAAGGUGUAAGGCAUUUAAAUUCUGCAUAUGAUCCAUUUUUUGCUCUCAGGCUGAAUUCACUAAUGAAAAAAACACUUGUGACCUCUGCCAUAUUUCAUAAAUAGCAAUUCCUUUGCAUGGGACUGUGACAUAUACCUCAUUGUCUGACUGUUCAAAUUGUCAGGCUCCAAUUCUAACUGAAUCAGACAGGAUAAGCUAGAAAAUAAUCAUUUCUUCAUGUUGAGAUUUUACAAUUUUGUACUAUUUACAUAACAGUUGGUGUAAUUUAUCUGUUGAAUAAAAUAAUAUUUGCUAUUAAUGUU
Molecule: messenger RNA, 5182 nt
Organism: Xenopus tropicalis (tropical clawed frog)
Lineage: Eukaryota; Metazoa; Chordata; Amphibia; Anura; Pipidae
Gene: dna2
Product: DNA replication helicase/nuclease 2
Exons: 21
Coding region: 69-3230 (1053 amino acids)
Biological process (GO): DNA replication, Okazaki fragment processing; DNA metabolic process
Cellular component (GO): nucleus; mitochondrion
Molecular function (GO): helicase activity; 5'-flap endonuclease activity; single-stranded DNA helicase activity
Source: RefSeq, a predicted model, not a curated record